AUGUCGGGCUUCCGCUCUAUCCGCGCCUGGCUGCAGAUCAUCAGCAUCAUGAUGGCCGUGCCCGCCUCGGCCAUCAUCCCCUCUGUGCCGGCCACAUCGACGACGACGCCAUCACUUGCAGCAUACAAACACGUCCAAGUCCCCAUCGCCGACCGCACCCGCACCGCCAUCCCCUCCAUAACCGCCGGCCCGUCCCUCCACCAUGCCGCCCUCCGACCGCGUGACUCAUCCACCGCGAGCUUCAACACCUGCGGCUUCAUCAACAGCAACGCCGACUCGGCCCUCUACUGCGGCGGCGCCUACUCCUGCGUCUUCUUCCACUCGACGGGCACCACGCCGGGCAUGGCGGGCUGCUGCGCCGACACGUCGUACGAGACGUGCAACUGGUACAGCACGUGCUACGACAGCGCGCAGCUCUCCACCGCGUGCACCGACGCCGGGUGCCGGUCGGACGCGCUGGCGCUGCGCUGCACCGACACGGCGUCGCCGCGGUGCGCGCGCUGGACGUGGCCCGCGCUCGGCGUCGUCGACUUCGCGUGCACGUACGCCGAGGACGAGGACGGGAAUACCGUCACCGCGACGACGAAUUGGACGACGGUCGCGGUGAGCGCGGUGGAUACGUUUUGGAGCGAUCCCGUGAGCUGGUCCAUGAACGUGACGUGGGCGCCGGCGUCGGCGCUGUCGGCCAAGAGGGCGGAUGCGAGUGAGGCUGCUUCGUCGUCGGUGUCGGAGGCGUCGUUGGGGUCUGGGUCUGGUUCCGCGUCGGCGUCGGCGUCGGCGUCGUCGGGCACGGCGGGAGCGGGAGGAGGGGGAGGCGGCAGUGGUGGCACGUCGACCGGUGCUAUCGUCGGCGGCGUGGUGGGCGGGAUUGUUGGUCUCGUCGGACUGGUUGCCGCGGCGGUCAUGUUCUGCUGUUUGAUGAAGCGGAGGAAGCGGGAUGCCGGGCAGCAGCAGCAGCCGGCGCAGCUGGACGACGGGCACUACCCGCAGUCGUCGAAUGCCCAUGAGCUCCAACAGCCGAUGGGGUUCGCGCCUGCAGGGGUGGAGGGGCAGGGCUAUCAUGGCGGUGGCGUCUAUCAGGCAAGCAGCUAUCAUGAAAGCCACCGCUUUGAGCUGGGGAAUGGAGGAGGCAUUCAGAGGCCGGUGAUGGAGAUGGAUGGACGGACGAAGAUAGCGGAGAUGGGUGCGUAG
Diplodia corticola is the source of this 1191-nucleotide messenger RNA. RefSeq lists its product as uncharacterized. The record is from RefSeq and is a predicted model, not a curated record. Lineage: Eukaryota; Fungi; Ascomycota; Dothideomycetes; Botryosphaeriales; Botryosphaeriaceae. The transcript has 2 exons. Bases 1 to 1191 code for a protein of 396 amino acids.